GCCUGAUGACGGCCAUUGUUGACAUGUACCCAAAAAUUCUCCAGAAGAAAGGGCGCCGGGAGCUGCUGAUCCUGGCCAUUGCAGUCAUAUGCUACCUGCUUGGGCUGAUGCUAGUCACUGAGGGUGGAAUGUACGUCUUCCAGCUGUUUGAUUAUUAUGCUGCCAGCGGUACAUGCCGACUGUUCCUGGCCAUUUUUGAAAUCAUCUGUGUUGGCUGGGUGUAUGGCGACCUUCCUAUUUUCACUGAUCAAGUACACCCCCCUCAAAUACAACAACUGGUACGUGUACCCUCCGUGGGGUACGCUCUGGGCUGGUUGAUGGCUCUCUCUUCCAUGAUCUGCAUUCCACUCUACGUCAUUUGCAUCCUGCUGAAAACCAGGGGAUCACUAAAGAAGAGGCUAAAGCAACUCACUUCCCUAGCAGAGGACUUGCCUCAGCCAAAGAAGCACGGGGCUAGAGUGUCUGAACCAUUGGAGAGCCCCAAAGCAGAAUACAGGAUCUCAUCCCCAUCAGCUACGGAAGUGCUCAUAACCACAGAGAAGGAAACCGACUUGUAAAGCAUAUGGGAAAGGAUUUCGCCUUUGCAUUCUGGUCAUAGGCGUGUGCAGCACAUUUCAUUAGGGUGUGCACCCAGGGAGCCCCGCCCAAGCAGGGCCGCCCAGAGAAUUCAGGGGGC
Mauremys mutica (yellowpond turtle) is the source of this 676-nucleotide messenger RNA. Its product is annotated as sodium- and chloride-dependent betaine transporter-like. The transcript is spliced from 4 exons. Lineage: Eukaryota; Metazoa; Chordata; Testudines; Geoemydidae. Gene Ontology annotation, biological process: sodium ion transmembrane transport. The record is from RefSeq and is a predicted model, not a curated record. Bases 6 to 557 code for a protein of 183 amino acids. Gene Ontology annotation, cellular component: membrane.